Solenopsis invicta (red fire ant) is the source of this 4082-nucleotide messenger RNA. RefSeq names its product probable cytochrome P450 4aa1. Gene Ontology annotation, molecular function: heme binding; oxidoreductase activity, acting on paired donors, with incorporation or reduction of molecular oxygen; iron ion binding. The record is from RefSeq and is a predicted model, not a curated record. Lineage: Eukaryota; Metazoa; Arthropoda; Insecta; Hymenoptera; Formicidae.
AUGAUAGAACAAAAACUUGCAAAAUCGAUAAAUAGAACGUGCAGUUUCUAGAGAUAAUAAUAAAUUAUGAAUUGCAAUGUCGCCGUUAUCAAUGCAAAUGAGUUACGUCAAUUGAGUUACGUCAACUGCUUCACUCCACACAACUCUAGAAACUGCACGUUCUAUUUAUCAAUUUUGUAAGUUUUUGUUCUAUUAGCGGCUAUUAGCAAAUUAAUCAUGCCACUUAAUCGGCAUUAAAAGUUUCUCGUAAAAGUACUGGUUUCAAGCUUUAGUUCCUUUUUUAAAACACUUCUGUAUCAUAAAUAUUUUCUGUUUAACAAACGUUUAAAGUUUGGUAAAUUUUUCCUAAAUUUUUAGUGUACCUCUUUUUUUGGUGGUAUGUAAAUAUAUAUUUUAAAAUUUUUUAAACAUAGUUUUUGUAUUACUCACAUAUCAAGACUGAAACACAUAUCCAGAUAGUACGAUGUAUAAUACGUUUACUUUUUUAUUACAUGCGUAAAUCCUUGUUUUCAAGAAUGUAAUUUUGGCAAUCUUAUUCUAUAUUCAAUUAAACAAAACAUAUCCGGCAUAUCAUUUUCUACAAAUACACUUUAAUUGACCACAUACUUACAUUUAAAUUUUUUAAUGAAAGUAGUCUUUUUAUACCGAGCGUAUAAAAGUUUGAUAUGAGCGAGUAUAAAAGUUUGAUAUGAGCGAGUAAACCGAAUCUAUUUGUGUUUUAAUUUUCUUUUCGUUAUAUUGUGUUAGUUUAUAUUCGUAGCCUUCUAUACAUGACACAUUUAUGCACACUUAUAAAAUAAUUGAAAAUUGACUUUUUCCUAGUAUUAUAAACAGCAAUUAGUACAAUAUAACAGUAUUAAAUCAAAAAAGUAUUUUUACGUGUUAAAAAUAAUGAAUUAAAGUAUUGCAGACAUUAGAAAUACAAAAUCCGCGUGAAGUUGGAGCAGAUAUAACAAAUUAUUCCAAUUUUCUUAAUUGUAUAGACCUUUAGAGUAUUUAGUCUAACAAAAGUAGUAAAAGAUUAAAUAUUAUUUCAGUGUCCUUAUCAUUUCAAAAAAUAUACAUUGCAGAAAAAAAUUGAGUUAUUGAUAGCAUUCGUUAUUAGGCAAAAAUUUUUUUUGUUGCUUUCGCUAUAAUUUAUUACUUAUAUAAAACUAACAUGGAAAUUAUAUUUCUUAUUUAUUUCUUAUUAGUUGAAUUGAAUUACACACAUCAGGAGAAAUGUGGGCCUACCUUGUUCUUCUAGCCGUCAUUUUGACUAUAUUACAUGCAUUAUAUCAAAAGAAUUACUUCAGAAUCAUCAGGUUUAUUUUCACUCUUAAUUGGCCAAAAACGGUGCUCAUUCUUGGCAAUGCAAACCUCUUUAUUGAAGAAAAUCUCUUGAGGCUUUCGUGGCCAUUGAUAUCGUUAACCGAGAGGGUUUCCAGAUGGAUGCCACGUUGGGCACUUUGCCGACGUUUCGCAAACAUUGCAGCUUGCAUCAUCAGGGCUGAGAGCUCCGAUAUUGGUUUCCAUCUUAUUAAAAUAUUGGAAAAAAUAGCAGACGAGCAUCAGAAUUAUGGUCGCAUUAUUCGCAUUUGGAUGACGUUUGUGAUCAUCGAGCCGGAGGAUAUCGAAAUAAUAGUCAAAAGCUCAAAACACCUAGCAAAGGCAUCUUUUUACAAGCUGCUCAAUUUUCUGGGUAAGGGUCUUAUUACUCAAGAUGUCGACAAAUGGAAGGUACAUCGGAAAAUCUUACAACUGGCCUUCCAUCCCUCUAUGUUAAAAAAAUUUAUCGAAACAUUUGGCGAGUGCGCCGAUCGCCUAGUUGACAAGUUGCUCGAAAAGGAUGGGGAAGAUAUAAACAUCACUACAUUUGUUAACAACUCGGUCUACGAUAUAGUGAGAGAAACGAUUUUGGGCAUCCCGGCAAGCCAAACGUACAAUGACGGAGAGGAUAAAUUUAGACAGAACCCGUUUACGAUGAUGUAUAGAUUUGCGCAUCCAUGGUUGCUAAUUGAUUGGAUUUACCGAUUGACAGCAGCUAGCAAAUCAGAGCAACAACACCAAAAUGAAUUGAUGGACUUUUGUUAUAAAAAAAUGGAGAAAAUGCACGAAUCUUCACAAAAGAACGAUUUCUUCAACGACUCAAGAAAAACAUCUUUACUUGAGUUCAUGAUCGAGUACAUGACCAACACGAACGAUCCGCAAAUCACUAAACAAGAAGCUAUUGAAGAAUGCUGCACCUUUAUGUUGGCCGGCCAGGAAUCAGUCGCCACAUCUACUGCAAUUACUCUUUUUUAUUUGGCAAGGAAUCAAAAAUGGCAAAAAAAAUGUAUCGAGGAAUUAAAUGAGAUUUUUGGUGAAGAUAGAAGAUCACCAAUUAUGGAAGAUCUCACCAAGAUGAAAAACUUGGAAAUGUGCAUUAAAGAAUCUUUAAGAUUAUAUCCUUCAGUACCUUUGUUUGCGAGGACACUCGGGAAGGAUAUCACAGUAGGAGAACGUGUAAUACCGGCCGGGUGCAAUGUAAUUAUAAUGCCAUAUUGUACGCAUCGAUUACCUCAUCAUUUUCCUGAUCCUCACGAUUUCAAACCAGAGCGGUUUAGCCCUGAAAACUCCGAAACAAGGCAUCCAUUUGCCUACAUACCAUUCAGCGGUGGACGUCGCAACUGUAUUGGAUCCAAUUUUGCCAUGCUCCAGAUGAAGUCGAUCAUCAGCGCUAUUCUGAGGAAGAGUCAAUUAGAACCGGUCGUUGGCAAGAAAAACUUUUUAGCUAAAUAUCGCAUAACGAUUAGAGCACAUGGCGGACUUUGGAUCAAAAUAAAAGCGAAUGAUAAAUACAAACCAAAGCAAUCCUACUCAUUAGGGACGGAAACUUUUGAUUUUUCUGGGUGUUGAGUACCCCAUCAAAGCGUGGAGGGCGGGGUGGGAGUGUAGUUAGUUUCAAACACAUCCUUUUGUUAUACAGGGUGUCAGAUGAAGUUUUCCCAUGGUCUCGUAGAUUGAUAGAGCAAGUCAAACUGAGCAAAAAAAUUCUGUAUUAUUUUUCAAUAUUCGCAAUAAUUACCGAGAUAAAAAUUACUGAAGUCGGCAAAUGAGCGCGUACUUUUCCUAAUCACCGCACGCAAGGACCACUCGUCGAUACGCGUUCAUUCGCCAAUUUUAUUAAUUUUUAUCUCGCUUAACUAUUGCAAAUAUUAGAAAAUAGUACAGGACCGUUUGACUUGCUCUAUCAACUCCCGAGACGACAGGCGAACUUCAUCUGACACCCUGUAUAUGCAAAAUAUCUUUUUUGUAUAUAUUCUUUUCUACAUUUAAUUUUUUUCAUAUAUUUUCUUUUUACAAAUAUAAAUCUUCUUCUUUUAUGUUUUUUAUCUUUGUUACGUCCGGGGAACUCCACGAUUUCCCUUUUUGCCGAUAGUUAGUAUCACUUGCGUUAUUAAAAAAAAAACGUGACGGCAUGAGAAAUUAAAAAUUUAACUUUAUCUAAGCCAAGAUAAAGAUAAGUCCGGACGUCGUACAAGAAUUAUCAUAUUAGAAAUUAUAAGGGAUCUGGAUCUGUUUAUUCAUGCGCAUGACUCAUCACGGAUCACUCACAGUAGCUAAUCCUUAGCAAAUUAACGAUAAGGGGAUACGGGUUAUAAAUUUAAACAAAAUUGAUAGAGAAUCUCUCGAGCGACUCAAUAAUCAGCUCCUCUUAGAAUUGAGAAAACUCGAGGAAGGAUAACCAACCCAAUAAACACUUAUUUAUAUAAAUGUGAUAUAAUAUACGUAUUAAUGGUAUAUAAAUGGUGUAGGUGUAAGUAAUAAACGUUUUUUAUACCAUAUAAUAAUAUUCGUUAAAAAAUGGUAAUAGAUAUUCAAUUUUUAAAUGUUUUUAAUUGGUAUAAAUAUAAUAAAGAACAAAUUUUAUAUCAUAUAAUAUUGUACGUUUAAAAGUUGUAAUAUAUGUACACUUUUAUCCGUUUUUAAUUGAUAUAGGUAUAAGUAAUAAGCAAUUUUUAUACCAUAUAACAUUAUAUGUUUAAAAAUUGUAAUAAAUUUACGUUGUUUGAACGUUUUUUGUUGGUAUGAGUAUAAUAAUAAAUAAAUCUUAUAACGUA